Messenger RNA from Vombatus ursinus (common wombat), 2963 nucleotides. RefSeq names its product coiled-coil domain containing 142 (gene CCDC142). The record is from RefSeq and is a predicted model, not a curated record. Bases 213 to 2456 code for a protein of 747 amino acids. NCBI's taxonomy places the organism in Eukaryota, Metazoa, Chordata, Mammalia, Diprotodontia, Vombatidae. The transcript has 11 exons.
CCUGGGGUCGGUUCCUGGUUUUAGUGGGGUUGGGAUGGUCACUUGGGUUCUCCUCCCUGGAACAUGACAGCGUGGGCUCUGAGGCCGGCGUACCGUGGGUGCGGUGAGGUCUUUGACAGGUGCUUCACCUGUCCCGGGCUGGGUGUUGAUCGCUAGGCCAGCGGCCACCUUGUUCUCGCUCCAGCCGCCCUGACCCUGACCUCGCUGCCGCUAUGUCCCGGACGUCCGGGUCUGGGGGCUUCCUGCCCCCGCUGUGGCCGCCGCCUCCUGGGGAGCCAGGUAGCGUUUGGCAAGACGGCAAAUUCGAGCCAGGACCCUUGUGGCCUCCCAUAGGUCAGCUGUGGUGGACCCGGGCAAUUAAGGGGCAGGAUGGGGCCAUCAAGGAAGGAGAAGAGACGGACUUGGUGGCAUGGAGAGGAGCGAGCCGGGCUGCCUUCUCUGGGCCCCGCCUGCCUGCGGCCCUACAGUGGCUCCGAGCCGUCCUGCUGCGGCUGCAGAGGGAGCGCGAGGAGCUCCUCCUGGCCCGGGACUGCGUUCGUUCCCUUCAAACCACGCUGUGCUUCUUGAAAGCCCCCCGACCGAUUGUUGCCCUGCCCCAGCUGUGCUGGGAGCUGCUUCCACACAGCCCUCAUGGGACCACCCUUCGCCUUAGGGCCCACACUGACCCCCAGUUUCGGCCUCUGGUACUUCCGCUUGGCUUAGCGAUACAGAGACUGGACAUGGCCAUUGAAGAGCAACUGAAGGUCUUGGGCCAGGCUUCCCCCAGUCCUGCCUUGGUGUCCCAGAUCAGUGAACUCCUUCAGGUUCUCCCUGCCUACCACCAGAUGCUGGCAGUGGCUGUGGGGGCUGUCCCAAGAGCAGCGCGUCCCUUUCCGCCUAGUCGAGUGCUCAGACUGUUGGCCAGGGAACGGGGCAGACAAGGAGCGGAGAGGCUCUGGAUGGGUCUCCAGGAAUCCAAGCUUCAGACCCAGCUACAUAAGCUUUGCCGGGAAGAACGAGAACUGCUUCCUGGGUUGUUGGGCCUGCUGGGAGACACUGGGGUUCCAGGGAGUGGUUCUCGGGGCUUGGGAGGGUCCCGGCAGCUGUGGGGCCAGUAUUGGAGUCUCUUCUGGGCAGCAUGUGCCCAGAACCUUGGCCAGAUACUGGGCCCUUGGGAAGACAUUCAGAAGGCCGUGCGGCAGCUGAGAGGGGCACUGGAUCAGGCACCCGUGCCACAGGAAUGUGAAAAGGAGCUGACUUCUCUGUGCCACUGUCUGCUCCAACAGGCACUGAUCCAGAUAUGGGACCAAGGUUUCUGCCGGGCCUUGGGAUCUGCUCGUAGAGACCGUGGGAUUAUGCCUGUGUCUUGGGAUGGCACUCCCUGCAUUCGUACUACUGACCUCUUCCAACAACUCUUUCCUCCACUAACCUCUGCCCUUCAAGAACCGGGGUCAGUUUCUUGCCACUCUCCAGGGUCAGGGCCACCACCCCUAGCCCUUGGGCUUUGUACUCUUCAGGCCACCACCCUCUGGCUCCUCAGCAAAUGUCAGCAGCAUCUGGCCUCAUGGGCCCCCAGACCCCUUCUGCUGCUGACCCAAAGGGAACUGCCUCUUCUGCUGUGUGAGGCAGAGGCCCUGGCAGCCUUGGUUUCUGAAGGGGCAUCUGUCCUGGAACUGGACCAGCAGCUGGGAAAAGAGAUUCAGAGACUGACAGCUCAGAUCCAGAUCCUGCCUGAGGAGUCUCUGUGUCUGUUCUCCCAAGAAUGUUGGCGACAAGCCGCCAAGGGCUUCCAGCUCCAUAUGCCCCAGGGUCGUCACUGGAGGCUGAGGUUCCGAUCUGAACUCCCCAGCAUCCCCAGUGACUAUGCAGAGUUGGUAGUGGGAGCUGUUCUGGGGCCUGUGCUGCAGGGGGUACAGGGAUUGCCCCCCCAGGCCCAAGGGCCCCCACUCACACAGGCCUUGACUGCACUUCUUGACGCCUGGCUCAACCACAUUCUCACUCAGAAGAUCCGGUUCAGCCUGCAGGGAGCACUGCAGCUGAGGCAGGAUUUUGCAGUGGUUCGGGGUCUGCUGGAAGAGGAGCAGUGGGGUCUGGCCCCUGAACUUCGUCAGGCUUUGCUCACACUCAGCGUCUUCCAUCGGGCAGAUGGGGCCCUGUUGUGUCUGCUGCAGCAGCCAGUGCCUGGAAGCCGUACCUACAGGGGGCCCCCAUGCUGUUGUUCCUGUAACAAGAUCCAGACUCCUGAACUACCCAGUAGCAGCCUCAACAGCCUAGAGAACCUAGAACCACCUCCCCUGCGUCCUGGGGUCACUCUUGUUCAAACGGCUCAACUUCUCAGCACUCUUCGAGGUGGAGGACCCAGCCCUGAGGCUUACCUGGCAGGCAGCCAGCAGGCCUGGCUGGCCCUUCGGCAGCACCGAUCCUCACGAUGGCAUCUGCCUGGCUUUCUUUGCAUGCGAACUAGUCCUGAACCCUGAUAACAGAACAUGGAAACUGGGAAAAUAGAGAGACCAGAACAAUUUAAGUCCGAAGAAGCCUAGAAAUCUUUGACACCAGAAUCUGAACCAAGUCUAGAGGAGCUUAGAACCUGGAACUAGGGGAAGCAUGGAGCUAUGUCUGGAAUGGAAGUGGAGCGGCAUCUAGAGGAGCUCACUACCUAGAGGCAACAGGAGCCCAGGGUCUACAGCCAUGUAUCAAGAGCCUAGAACCCAAAGGUGCCCAGGGUUUGAGAACCAGCUACCAAAAACACUGGGACCCUGCGCUACAAAUCCAAAGAAAUUUGAGCCCAGGAGGUCCGGGCCUUGUGUGGGCCUAAAGAUUGAGAACCUCAUGCCUUAGACUAGACAUAAGUGAUUGCAGCAAAAGAAGGGGAGGAACCAGAAAAUUCUGCAUAUGAAGUUCCUCCAGGCUGUGAGCAGCGAGAAGGUGCGUGUCUCCAAUCUCAACUGCACCGUGCAGGUGGACGUACGGCACGACGGCUCCGA